CGAGGAACGUGAGAACAUUCGUGAUCUAGGAGGAGAAAAGGAGCAGCGAAUAUGGGGCCUGUUUACUUCAGCAACACUGUCAGAGUUUGAAAAGACAUGGCGAAAAAGGCCUAUCCAUGCAGUGAUGUUCUUUUGAAGAUGACAGCUGUCCCUCAAAGAAACACCAAAAGGAGAAUCAUAUUUUGAAUAACUGAACUGGCCAAGUGGAUGAUUCAUUUUAAUUUAGCUAAAAGUGACAGUAACCCGGUGGAAAUGACUGUCACCACAGUUCUCCGUUGGCUGUUCCUCAUGUCCGUUAUACUUCUGACCAUCGGUGGUAACAUACUGGUGUGCUUGGCAGUGGGGCUCAGCCGACGUUUGUGGCGAACAGCUAACUGCUUUGUGGUGUCGCUGGCAGUUGCAGAUCUCCUGCUUGGCGUGUUGGUGCUCCCCUUGUCUGCCACGCUGGAGCUCCGCAACAGUAAAUGGCCUUUUGGAGGAACACUGUGCAAUAUUUACAUCUCAGUGGAUGUCAUGCUGUGUACAUGCUCCAUCCUGACCCUGUUGGCAAUCAGUGUGAACAGGUACCUGGCCAUUUCAUCUCCCCUCAGCCACUCUCAAAGAGUCACCCCACGAAGGGUGUCACUUGCCAUUAUCUUCAUCUGGCUGCUGUCGCUGGCCGUGGCUUUUUUCCCCAUCCACCUGGGCUGGAAUACAGCAGACUACAGGGUGCAAAACUUGGACUGGGAAUUUGGGGAUGAGGGCACUGAUAAAGGACACUACUGCCAGUUUGAAUUUAAUAACAACUAUGUCCUUAUUUAUGCCUUUGGCUCUUUUUACUUACCACUGAUGGUCAUGUGCGGAAUGUAUCUUUGCAUUUUCAGAGUGGCACGUGAACAGGUAAGACGUAUCCGUGCUACCACUCCGUCAUUUGCACGCUCAGCGACUGCUGCCAUAGCCCGAGAGCACAAGGCUACAGUCACCCUGGCAGCUGUACUUGGUGCAUUUAUCAUCUGUUGGUUUCCCUACUUCAGCUACUUCACCUGCAUGGGUGUGAAGGAAAAGAGAAAUCCUCCCAACACUCUCCAUUCUGUAGUUCUGUGGCUAGGAUAUUUGAACUCUACCCUUAAUCCCAUCCUCUAUCCAGCAUUCAACAGGGAUUUCCGUCGAGCCUAUGGGGAACUGCUUCGCUGUCGAGGAUCAUCACGCAGGACUCUGCAGCUUACUCCUGUGACUCUGUACAAACGACUGAACUUUUUCAAGCUAUUCAGGGUCUCCCAAAACUCUAAGAAAAGCACAGCUGCGGUUAUGGUUGAAAGACAGAAGAGCCUUUCUUUGCCCUGUGAAGGAAGGCAUGGUGCAGAUGAUUCAUGGUGAAAGUUCUUUGGAUGAGAGCCUGUAUAAACAUUGUGGGUACAAAUCUACUAAACUGUUCACAGCACCAGCAUAAGUGACUUUUCUACUAUCAAAUAAUCAUUUUGUGCUUCAAUAUGUGGGGCUAUAGAUGAAGAUGACGCCAAAUCCAAGGUUCAAGGGAUCGCUUUUAUUGUACAUAGUUUUGAAGUAUCUGAAGUACUGUUUAGAUGAGUUUAAUAAAGUAAUAUUUUCUAGGACAUGUUCCAGCAAAAGGCAUGGGAACACCGGUGCCUAAAGGAUGCAAAGUGUUUGUUUUCUCUCCCUACACCCCUGCAAGUCAUAGUGAAUAUGUGACCAACAACUUGAUUUGAUAUGCAUAACCGGUUUAUAUUUCACCUGACCAGAGCAGAUUGACCUCAAGGACUUCCUGGACAUCUUAACAGAAUUUCUGUAAAUAAAGUAAUCCUUUAAGGAAUGCUUUCUUAGCAUGUAAAACUACUGUGGAAUGAAGAGCGUUGUUCUCAUAAUCUUGUUUAUGUAAACACAUAGCAUAGUUGUCUAAAAUAAUUUUGCUGGAUUAAAAACAAUCCGAUUUGAGUUGUUUUACUAAACAGGGCCUGGUUUAGGCCGAUUUGAAACAAGGUUGGGGUUGUGGGUUUGACCAGGCAAACUUGUUUAUGUUUUCAACCCCAAAACUGGAUUAUGGAUUAUUGUCUAAAGCUAAGAACAAGAGUGGGUUAAAAAAAUAAUCAAUAUCUUGAAUUACAAGACAAGUAAUAUUAAAAUGCGUAAACUGUAUGCCUAGUUUAUUCCUACAUUCAAAAUUAGUAGGUUAGAAACAGCAAAAAAAAAAAACAUAAUAGACUACAGAUUACAUAUGAAUAACAAUAAUCAUGCUAAAUUUAUAGUUAUUUAGCUUCAGUGCAUAAUCUUUCAGAAUUAAAGUAAUGUGGCUGUAGCAAAUAAUAUGGAUAUGCAGUUGCUAAAAAAGUAUGCAUAAAUAUUUCUUCUUGGUCUGUUUAUAUUACCUUUUAAAGCAGCUCUUUUGGUAGAAAUUAAUGCUACUCAUAGACAGUGCUAACUUGUGCUGACUACUUAGCACCCAAAAGGCUAAUGCUACCAAGUUUAGGUGAACAAACUUCUCUGGUGCAAAGUUAAAUAUGGACUCUGAGUCCACCUUGGGUUGAUUUAACCCAACAGGGUUGGGUUAUGGGUUGGACCCAAAAUACAGGUUAGGUUUUCAACCCGAAAUAUCACGUGUAAUUGUAUAUAUAACAUUAAAUCAAACAAUGCAAACCCUAUAAAUAACUUGUCCUGUCAGAAUGAGUCCUUAUGCCUUUGUGAAUAAUAAAGGUCAAAAAGUGAGGUGGUAUUUAACAUAGACUGAACUCCUGUAAAAGGAAACAACAAGAACAUCAACCAAGAAAUAAUUGUUACCUGCUCUAAGGUCAGAAUUGUUUGACUAGUCUCUCUGUUGCUUCAGUUUUUUAUGGGACCAAAAUGUAUAUAUAUAUUUUUUUUAGCAUUGUUUCAAAUAAGAUGAAAAACAUACCACGAUUGCCCCAUUCAAAGUGCGUCAUCGUAUGCCUGAUGAAAAUAUAUUGCCCCAUCAGCAUCAGGCCAAUCCAAUAUAGUACUUGUCUCAUUGUUUAUACAAAGUCUGAUGCAAAGAUCAUAUAUGUCAUUUAAAAUCCUUAGUCAUUUUUAUUGACUUAGUCAUUAUCUUUGUUUACUUGUACUUUGUGUUCUCCUGUGCUACAUUUCAAUGGCGCAAAGAUUAAUAAAAUCACAUCUGCUGCAUGAAAAGCAGGAUUUUUA
Molecule: messenger RNA, 3153 nt
Organism: Xiphophorus hellerii (green swordtail)
Lineage: Eukaryota; Metazoa; Chordata; Actinopteri; Cyprinodontiformes; Poeciliidae
Gene: hrh2b
Product: histamine receptor H2b
Exons: 3
Coding region: 208-1356 (382 amino acids)
Biological process (GO): positive regulation of MAPK cascade; adenylate cyclase-activating adrenergic receptor signaling pathway
Cellular component (GO): plasma membrane
Molecular function (GO): G protein-coupled receptor activity
Source: RefSeq, a predicted model, not a curated record